AUGCCGUCCCUCGAGGCCAAGAUCGUCGUCCUCGGCGCUCAAGGCGUCGGGAAGACGUCUCUCGUCAUGCGCUACUGCAAGGGCGAGUUCAAUCCGGCUCAGACAACCUCGACCGUUGGUGCUAGUUUUAUGACCAAGAGGGUGGUCGACGCCGAUAGCGACACCGUCGUCCGUCUCCAGAUCUGGGAUACUGCCGGCCAAGAACGAUUCCGCUCCAUAUCACGACUCUACUACCGCGGCGCCAACGCCUGCAUCCUCUGCUACUCCAUAACCGACGCCCAAUCCUUCGCUGAAAUGGGCAUCUGGCUCAGCGAACUGCGCCAGAACCUCCCGGGAGACGUCGUCCUCCACGUCGUCGGCACCAAAGCCGACAUCGUCGCCCGCGACCCCUCCAAGCGCGAAGUCCCCUUCGAGCGCUGCAUCGCCUACGUAGCCGAGAACCUCGCCCCCGGCCUCGGCUCCACGCCACCCCCUUCCGCCUCCGGUCUCGCGCCUUUCCUCCUCCCAACCUCCGAUGCAAAUGCUUCGCGCCAACAUAGCACUCUGACGACCCCCGGCGCUGCUGCCGGCGAGCCUCGUAGCCCGAGUUCUAAGCGCAGCUCGGGGUUCUGGGGCCAGGAAGUCGGCUGGGACGCAUGCCACGAGAUCAGUGCCGAGAGCGGCGAGGGCGUCGAAGAGGUGUUCCGCGUCGUCACGCGGAAGCUCGUCGAGCAGAACAAGAAGAUGCAGCAGGCUUUGCUCACGGCCACCGCUGUCCCUGGAUCCCCCGGUUACGAGGCCGGCAUGGACGGCGGGUACUUUGAGUCUUUGAACCCGCGCACGAGCUUUAGGGUCGGCAGGGAUCGGAGGAGCUGGUUGUUCCCUCCUUCGUUUUCGCCAGUUGUUUCGGUGGAUCAGGAUGGGCAGUCGAGUGAGCAGGCGCAGCAGCAGCAGAUGGAUGGGCGUGAUAUGAGGGCGAGGAAGAAGUGUUGCUAA
Scedosporium apiospermum is the source of this 975-nucleotide messenger RNA. Its product is annotated as putative Ras-like GTP-binding protein. Gene Ontology annotation, molecular function: GTP binding; GTPase activity. The record is from RefSeq and is a predicted model, not a curated record. The coding region runs from base 1 to 975 and encodes 324 amino acids. Gene Ontology annotation, biological process: intracellular protein transport. Gene Ontology annotation, cellular component: endomembrane system. Lineage: Eukaryota; Fungi; Ascomycota; Sordariomycetes; Microascales; Microascaceae. The transcript has 2 exons.